Coccidioides immitis RS is the source of this 2280-nucleotide messenger RNA. RefSeq lists its product as uncharacterized. Bases 320 to 1993 code for a protein of 557 amino acids. Lineage: Eukaryota; Fungi; Ascomycota; Eurotiomycetes; Onygenales; Onygenaceae. The record is from RefSeq and is a predicted model, not a curated record. The transcript has 6 exons.
GAAAGGAGAAUUUGCGACGUCAUUUGCAUCCAUUAUUACUUCCUUCAAUGAGCAGAAGAGGCGCAUCCUGUUACCUUCCUAUCUGAAACCAGAAGGCUUGAUGGACGGCUGGCGGCUCUGCUGCGCUCUUGACGAACACACACACAUUCUCCGCCCUUCAUUCAACCUCCGCUCUCCAUCGCCAGUCGUUGGCGAGUCUCAUCGAUGGUUCAUCUGAAUAGCUUUCCCUCGCUCGCUGUUUGCAGAUCCUCUCCGUCUCCCCUCUUGUUGCUCGCUCCACGGACAGUCCGCUCUGGUAUAGCUUCGAAAGAUUAACACCAUGCGCUACGAGAAUUGGGACGUCCUCCUCUUUGCCGAGGGGUCGAGGGUGCCCAUCCAGGAGUUUAGGACGCAGUGCUUCGUUACCAAAGACCGUGCUGUGAACCUUCAAGUUUUAGGUGCUAAGUUUUAUAUGGCGGAGUUUUUAGAAUCUCCGUACUUGCAGACCCAAGCAUUCAUUAACCCGAGUCUUUUCUUUCCCCAGAAUAACAACAGUCUUCAGGGUGGCCCUGGCCAGGUUCCAGUCCUCACCACUUUCAUUCCAAGUCUUCCCCAGGACAACCCGUUUAGGGUCUCCAUUCAUAGCUGGGAGAGGCCUCGCCCCACCAGGGUUCUGGAGGGUGUGAUGCAGCCGGAUGACUCUGUCAUGUAUGAGGUGCGGAUUUUCAUUGAUGGAUUCUGCGUCUCGGGAAGCCUUUUCAACCAAAAAGCUCAUUGGCCUCAUGUCGUCGAAUGGAGUUCUCAAUUGGACAAAAAUGGAGACCAAGACUGCAUUCGCUUCCCUCCCUUUCACGAAGAGAUCCUGCGCCAUACCCACUGGGACGCCGGGGAGAUGUACGGCCGGAUUAGGGUUGUUGUUGCAGAGGGGCUCACAAGACCCCAUCGUUCUCCGCCUUUUGAACGAGUGAGGGAUAUUAUCGUUUUCUCCUUUCAGCAUGCCCCUCUAAAUGUUCUAGAACACUCCAAUAUCGCUUGGCCAAAUCCAGGAAUGUGGCUCCAAGGCCCUCGUGCCUUUUUGCCGUAUAGCGUUGGGGGAGAGAAGGCUUAUGUUAAAGAUGAUGAUGCGCAUUCGCAUUCACCAAGCCGUCAAGACACUCGGCCUACAAUCGGUAACAUAGAUCCCGGCCAGGCUAACUUACCCUACCGACUUCAGGGGACUGCUGCCGUGCCAUGGCAGCACAAUCUUUGGCCCGAAGGCGAUCUGGGAUGGGUUGUCCCGACUCCCCCAAUUGUGGAUCCUUUUGUUGAUCCCUACAGGAAUUGUAGCAAUAAUCGCUCGACCUUGGAUGACGUUUCGAUGCCAGAUUACGUGGCUUCGACUACAAGCAGCAGCCGAGCCAUAUCUAGUAACAUGAGCUUUUCAAGGAACCAAGAACCUAGCGCACCAGCUCCGAUUGAUGACGAACAGUAUAACCAGCUAAUUGAGGCAUUGAGUCCUAAAAAGGUUGUUAGUGGCGGUACAUGUGCUCCUGCCAACACGCCAGUUUCGACUGCCCCGAAAAAGACCAAACUGUCGGCUACUGCGGAGACUCGCGUUAAGGCAACACGUUCUGGACCGCUGCAAGAGAUUUCCCAGCCUGGUUCAAGGGUAUCUUCUGCUUCCAGUGUUGUGUCUGAUGCAUCUUCUGGCGGAAAACUCCCUGGUAGCCUUCUUAGCCCCAGCCCAAAUGCAUUUGGCAAAGAAAAAGCCUUAUCCCCGGCCUCUAGCAGAGAUGGUUCUGUUUCACGCGGGACUCAUUUGAAGCCGACACUUCCAGUUACUUCCUCGAUUGAUAGCAAAAGGAAAAGGUCACCAAAGACAGAUAGAAAGAGCAUUGAUUCAACGUCAUCGUUGUCACCAACCCCAUCAAAAAAGAUCUCUCGCCGAAAGGAGAAAGAAACACUAGAAAAGGAAAAUUCUUCGGACCUGUCUGCCACAAGGGCUACCAGAUUGUCGAUCUCCGACGUCGAAUAGAGUUGGAUGCUUGGAAUGAGGUUCAAUGCCCGAACGAAGUGAUGACGGUGCCGCACAGUUCUGGAGGGAUGUAGCGUAAAUUCUAUCCAGGCGGUUAUUUUGACGAGCCGAAAGCUGCUACAGGAUAGAGUCAGGCAGAUGUAUAGAAAGCAACGUAGAUCGAUAAAGGAGUGAAUCUUAGCCCACUAACGGGUUGGCUUUGUGAUGAGAGGAUUGCUAGGAAAUCGCAUCGAUACGUCUGUGUAUUGUAUACAUUAUUGUUGUUGAUAGCCAUUAAACUAGCCAGC